This is a messenger RNA of Labeo rohita (rohu), 3324 nucleotides long. RefSeq names its product SH2 domain containing 3A (gene sh2d3a). Gene Ontology annotation, molecular function: guanyl-nucleotide exchange factor activity; phosphotyrosine residue binding. Lineage: Eukaryota; Metazoa; Chordata; Actinopteri; Cypriniformes; Cyprinidae. Bases 184 to 2643 code for a protein of 819 amino acids. The transcript has 16 exons. The record is from RefSeq and is a predicted model, not a curated record. Gene Ontology annotation, biological process: small GTPase-mediated signal transduction; positive regulation of peptidyl-serine phosphorylation.
CUGGAACUCAAACGCAGUGAGAAAGACAGAUGCGGACAACAGUUGCGGGAAAAUAAUAUUAGAAAAAACACAACUGAUGAGCAAAACAUAAAGAAAAAGAGAAGAUAUAACGGAUACGAGAAAAUACGAUCAGGAGUUGAGCAGCACAGAACUGAUGAAGCAGAUUGUCUGUAGAUUUGAGCCAUGAACAAUCGCUCGAUCGCGCGCUGGCUGAGACAGAUCGGACUGCCGCAGUACACGGGCGUGCUGGAGAAACACACUUACGGCCUCGAGGGUCUCCUAUUAGUGACAGAAGAUGAUCUUAGACUGAUGGGAGUUGAAGAUCCGGAUCACAGAUCAACCAUCAUAAAUCAACUACAGAAACAACAGCAGAUAAUACAGCCUGAGAAAGAGAAUAACUCUACAGUAAUGACUGGCACUAUGAGUCGUAAGUACUCACUGGCCUCAUCGCUUGACCUGGUCAAACCCACCACUGACCUCUUCCGUCAAAGCAUUGUGCCUCGACUGCGUCGCCGUGACAACCAGAGAGUCUCCGCAUCCUGUCUCCAGCUCCCAACCCACACCUGUGAUGAAGACCACGCCCCUCCCACCAAACACAAACUCAGCAGGAGGAAGAGUGUGACGGCCUUCAUCAGUCAGGUGUUCUCAGGCCUGAAGGAGAUGGACUCUCUGAAGAAGGAGCUGGAGGAGGAGCUCAAACUCAGCACUGAAGAUCUGAGGAGUCACGCCUGGUAUCAUGGACAGCUGCAGCGUGAGGGUGCGGAGCAGCUGUUGUGUAGAGACGGGGAGUUUCUGGUGCGUGACUCCAGCUCCAGCGCGGGCGAUUACGUCCUGACCUGCAUGUGGAAAAAUCAACCCAUGCACUUCAAAAUCAUACGUGUCGUGCUGCGACCCAAACAGGGUUACACCCGGGAGCUCUUUCAGUUUGAGAACGAUCAGUUCGAUAAUAUUCCAGCAUUAAUUCGCUUUCACGUCGGCGGACGCCGUCCCAUCUCACAUUCCACCGGCGCCAUUAUCUUUCAGCCAAUCACGCGCACUGUGCCUCUACGCAUCAUCAGCGAGCGCCAGGCUGCGAGGUCAUCGAGCUCCUCCCUCCUGUCACAUGGUCAGAGCAAGAGGCGGAGCCUGAGCUCCUCACAAAAAGAGACACUGCAGAUCAGCAGCAGCACCCUGCUCAGGAGUGGCAGUCAGCCUGCUAAUCUAGAGACAGUGGGGAGACCCUCUCUACAGUCCGCACAAUCUGACAGCAACCUCCGCACAGGUGUCCCUCAGAGCUGUCCGUCACAGGAGUCUAGCCCCGCCCCCGUCUCUCCGGUGUUCCGCACAGGAAGUGAGCCUGUGCUCAGCCCAGCUGCUUCCUGUGCCACUCCGCCUAGCCAGUCGAGUCUCGGCGGCUGUCCUCUGCGCGGCUCCGAUGGACAGCUGCAUUCACGAGCGCCUCCCAAACCGCUGCGGAUCUCCAUCGUUUUCACCCCGACUCAACAUGAACCGGUGUCUGAUCCUGGCGGCCUGUACGGUGAGCUGGUGCCGCAGGUCCCCAUCACCAUGUUGCCCAAAGGUCACGCGGCACGUCUCCGCGCUCAGGAGCGAUGGACCAGCCGCGCGCGUCUCACCGAGACCAGCUUCGGCUUCCUGGAGGCGCAGAAGCUGGAGGAGGAGCACAGGGAGAGCGAGAGUAUCGAGGAGGAGGAGCGCGACUGGCGUUUCGAGCGACCACAGACUGAGACCACAUCAUGUUUCCGUCUGGAUGAAUUCCGCUCGCUUCUGCUGCCGGACAACAACCGUCCGCUGGAUCAGAGCGUCUUGCUGAAGGUCAAAGAGCUGCUGACAUGCACCGACGCCAGGACCACCGCUCUGCACAUGCUCAGUGUCAACUGCCAGGUGGCUCGGGUCACAGGUGUGACGGUGGAGCAGAAGAGGCUCAUGGGAGUGGAAACCGGUCUGGAGCUCAUCACGCUGCCGCAUGGAGGCCAGCUGAGACAGGACUUGCUGGAGAGGCAUCACACUCUGGCUCUGGGCAUUGUGGUGGAUCUUCUGGGCUGUACGGGGACGGUGGGUCAGCGGGCGACGGUGCUGCACAGGAUCAUCCAGCUGGCGCAGGAGCUGCGCAACACCGCGCACGACCUGUACGCCUUCUCCGCCGUCAUGAAAGCACUGGAGAUGCCGCAGGUGGUGAGGCUGGAGAUGACGUGGAGAGCGCUGAGGCGCAAUCACACCGACAGUGCCGUGACGUUUGAAAAAAGUCUUAAACCCUUCAUGAAAUCGCUGAACGAGGGUGACGACACCGUGGUGUCGGGGCCGCUGUCUCUGCCGCACAUGGUGCCGUUGCUGAGGCUGAUGGAGGGUGAGGACAGCGUGGAAUCCACCGACAGAGGCUGCCAGCUGCUUUACAACCUGCUGCAGUCGGCACGCAACGCCGCGCUACACGCUAACGACUGCACGCAACACGCUCACGGCCUGCUCUCCGCCGGAUGGGAGCCAAUCCCAGAGCUGCUGGAGCUGUUUCAGACGGAGUUCGCCCUUCGGCUCUUCUGGGGACAAACGGGUGCCAAGGCCGAUCGCAAGGAGCGCUACGCCAAAUUCGACAAGAUCCUCACGGUCCUCUCCAAUAAACUAGAACCAGACGGGAGCACAGAGGUUUGACCUCGUCAGCAGCCUCUACUGGCGAACACGGGAACUGAACCGCUCAAUGAAUGAACCCACAUCUGAUUUAUAUUCAGAUUACAAUACAUGUUUAAAAAGACCAGAAAAACUCUCCAAACCAAAGCACAAUCAGACAAUAAACGACUUUUAGACAUGAUGCCAUUGUUAAGGUGAAGUUGAUGCUCUUAUUGUAAGAUUCAAUGUUUUGACAACAUUCAGUUUGUUUACAGUGAUGAUGAUAAUGAUGUUUUAAAGCUGUGAUUGUGUUCACACUUGAGUGAAAUGUGCCAGAUCUAUAUGCUAAAUUACAGAGGCACGCUUUCUCUUACCUGAAACAUUUCUGACAGUUUACACGUAAAGAAUAUAUUUUAAUUUCUUAAUGGAUUAAAAUGUGAACAUGAAAUAGCCUCAAACCCAAUUCACUUUCUUUAGCCAGGAUUAGGAAAACAGCAUGUUCAACAAGCUCAAAGGGGUAGGUGUUAAUACAUUGUGAUGUAAUAAAAGUCUUUUAGAUGAGUGUGCACCAAUGAAUUUACACAUCAUAGAAUCCCUGGUAAAUGUAAAUUGAGUGAAUUUGGUUUCGCUUUGACUGAAAGUAGUGUCGACAGUGUUUAAUAACUGUUGUGUGCAACCAGCAGGGGGAGACAAACACCAAAACACUCCCCUUUUUUUUUUUUUUUU